Messenger RNA from Colletotrichum phormii, 1397 nucleotides. RefSeq lists its product as uncharacterized. The transcript is spliced from 2 exons. Lineage: Eukaryota; Fungi; Ascomycota; Sordariomycetes; Glomerellales; Glomerellaceae. The record is from RefSeq and is a predicted model, not a curated record. Bases 165 to 1262 code for a protein of 365 amino acids.
CGGUCAAGCGCCCAUCGUUGGGAUCCGUCCAAGUUGCGAGAUGACUGUCACAUUCGAAGCCUCACUCACGGACAUGGCCCAUCUGCCAAUCGGAUGACAGAGUGACGACCCCGUUGCUAGCUUUUUCUGUCAAUAUCAAAUCUAAAUUCCUCCAAGUUCCAACCAUGGCCUCUGGCAACUCUUGUCAUUCCACGGACGCAGUUCCGUUACCUUGCGGCUGGUUUAGGUUGCCUGCUGCACCUUGCCCACCCAUGCAGCCACCGCCCACAUUCAUUCCCGACUCGUUGAGCUCGCAUACGAAUAAACAUUCACACCACAUCUCAUACUUCACCCACACACGCACACGCACACGCACACAUGUCAGCCAUGCAGCAGCCCGCGGGGCAACGCAUAGGGCAGACACCACAAUUCACCACCAGGGCAAGUCAGCUCAGACGCUCGUCUCAUCCUGUAUCCCUACUUCGUACGCCUUCACAACCUCCAACGCCGCCGUGCGAAUAUCCCACGUCCCCUGGUGCUCUAGGGUUCCCCUUUUUCGCUCUCUUCCAUUGCCUCCUCGUCUUCCCCCCUCUGCUGCCUGGCCCUGCUCCCCCGAUCCAAGCAAGCAACAUCACACAUGUUGUCGAGCGAGCAGCCUCCCUGCUUGGCCACAUGUCUUCUACCACUCUACUUGUUCUACGCAGCAACUCUGCUCAUCUAUCGAGGCUACACUUCCCAGUGACUCCCAACCGUCGUUCACGACACUAACCGUCCAGUUCGAUCUUUGCACCAAGCUGUGGCUACAGCUAUCUCAAACCAUGACUUCUCAGUCACCCUACCCAAACCAAAUUCAUCGUUUUCGCUACUCGCCCCUUACAGCGUCGCCUGUUGCCAAAGAACGCCCAGCUCUACCUGUUCUACCACCUAAUCCCAGUCUCCCACUCUCCGACGCCACAUGUCUUGCCUAUGAACAAGAAGGACUGCCACCAGACAGCGAUCAAUGCGCUCACUGGAGGGCCCUCGUUUCGUUGCCUUCGGGCCUCUCAGCACCACCUCACCUCUCCUCUGCCUGGCCAUCCUUGCACGUCUUACCGUUCCUGCGUUACCAUGCACACCAACAUCAGCCUGUACCUAGGGAGAGGCCGCGUCUGCAACCUCGUUCUUGUCCUCAGUACACCUCUGACACGGGUCGUUGCUCCGGAGUUCGCCGCCAUCAAAGCCGCCCCACUCUCAUGAUUCUAGCUGUCUGGGUCAUGCGAGAUAUGCAAAGCAACCAACCAUAAUGAACAACAAUAUCAACAUUAACGUUGAUGUUAACACUAUCGCCUGGGGCGUUGGAGUCAGAUGCAAGGCCUACCACCCUCCCUGUUCAACGAUUCGCGAGCCGCAACGACGACAGGAAGAUCGACAACCUUCUU